AUGCAUCAAAGUGGGCCCCGUUCAGCACCUGGCUUCAACUGUCGAGGUUUGACUGGACAAAGAGCUGAGAUAUUCAAAUUUUUGCACUUUAAUGGUGAUCCAGUUGUUGGUGCGAGCGUCGAUGCUAUUCGAGCUGGAAUCCCGCGGAACGUUUUCAAUGCUUAUACAUUUGCGGAUGACAUUGAAAAUUUGGCCUCAGAGGGUCUCAUUUAUGCCACUUCUGAUGAUGAGCAUUUCGCGAUAAAUGAAUAG
Molecule: messenger RNA, 252 nt
Organism: Gongylonema pulchrum
Lineage: Eukaryota; Metazoa; Nematoda; Chromadorea; Rhabditida; Gongylonematidae
Source: the annotation of a GenBank genome assembly